Mangifera indica (mango) is the source of this 860-nucleotide messenger RNA. Its product is annotated as ACT domain-containing protein ACR11-like. Lineage: Eukaryota; Viridiplantae; Streptophyta; Magnoliopsida; Sapindales; Anacardiaceae. Gene Ontology annotation, cellular component: chloroplast stroma; chloroplast thylakoid membrane. The record is from RefSeq and is a predicted model, not a curated record. The coding region runs from base 1 to 636 and encodes 211 amino acids. The transcript is spliced from 8 exons.
AUGUCAAGAUCAGAUCACGAACGGACGUUGGAUAUAGUCACACACACCCCAGAGGAUUGGAUUCAAUCAGAACUAGUGAAAGCUAACUCUUCAGGCACAAAAUUUCCUGUUACCCGUUUUGGUGAUAGGCCUCUUUGCAGUUCUAUUGGGAGUAGCAGGAGAUUGACAUCUUCGGUUGCCACAAUAGUUCCACAAGCCUCACUCACAGCUCUCGAGGAUGGAAGUAGCAGCGAGACUGACACAUUUCCAACUCCUAAAGUCAUAAUAGAUCUAGAUUCUGAUCCGGAUGCAACAGUAGUUGAGAUAACUUUUGGUGACCGUCUUGGGGCUCUUCUUGAUACUGCAAAUGUCUAUCUGGAUUCCUCUGGAAAGCAGAACAAAUUUGCCAUCACUAAAGUCUUGCUUUAUGUAGAGACAGUGGAUCACCCUGGAUUAUUGGUUGAUCUUGUGAAGAUUAUCACUGACAUCAAUGUUGCUGUUGAAUCGGGAGAGUUUGAUACUGAGGGGCUAUUGGCUAAGGCAAAGUUUCAUGUCAACUACAAGGACCGAGCCCUCAUUAAGCCUCUCCAACAGGUUCUUGCAAAUUGUUUGCGAUAUUUUUUGAGGAGACCAACAACUGAGGAGGCAAGUUUUUGAGCUGUUUAUGAUCAAAUUCACCAUUCUAGACUCAAUUGAUUAUUUACUCCCAAUAAAUAUGCACAGAGAAGAAUAAAAUGUUGUCACCGUAACCCUUGUAUAACCGAUACUUAUGCACAAUAAAUUAUCGAUUUCAUAUUAUCGACGGUAGAAGAAUGGUGGUGACGGAAACUGAUGUUUAUAUUGAAAAUUCUGCAAUGGAAUGAUUUCAUGUCUCCCUUCAA